Molecule: messenger RNA, 3984 nt
Organism: Trifolium pratense (red clover)
Lineage: Eukaryota; Viridiplantae; Streptophyta; Magnoliopsida; Fabales; Fabaceae
Product: ATP-dependent DNA helicase SRS2-like protein At4g25120
Exons: 30
Coding region: 148-3852 (1234 amino acids)
Biological process (GO): recombinational repair
Cellular component (GO): nucleus
Molecular function (GO): 3'-5' DNA helicase activity; hydrolase activity; DNA binding
Source: RefSeq, a predicted model, not a curated record
AUAAUUUUACAUAUCCAAAUAAAAAUUCAAAAACUAGGAAACUAUAGUCCUUGGCGCCUCCUUUCAUUUUUCCAUUCCCACAGUAUAUACAGUCACCAUGGUCUUCUUCAGUUCCCGGAGUUUCAUGUUUUCUUCGUGACGCCGAAAAUGGCAGACCGGCAACAAAGUGGCCGAAUCAGCGCAUAUUUCAGCGCCUCAAAGCCACUCCUUCCUCAAAAAAGGGCUUACGAUUCCUCCACCUCUUCCCCGUACCAAAUUAAGGGUUUACGUGAUGUUGAUGGUGCUGCGGGUAGGGUUCGAGUUGGGAAGAGAGUUCCUCUUGCAGAUGUUCCGUUGAAUAGGGUUUAUUCGUCUGGGAAUGGCGGUGAUGCAUCUUUUGAUGCAAUUCGAUGUAGUUCAAGUGCAAGGACUGUGGUUGGUUAUGGUGUUAGUGCUGCGAAGGAAAAUCUGUGUCAAUUGGAUUUUGAAACUCCGAGGAAAGAAUCUGGAGGAUUUAAAUCCGAACCACUUGAUUACUUUUCUGGAAGUGGUCUAUUCGAUGAUGAUUUUGAUGACUCUAUUUUGGAACAAAUUGAUAUUAUUUGUGAGGAGAAAUCUGCAGGGAAAGUAGCUGGGCAGGAGGGGUUAGAUCGUAGUUGUCAGGAGAACGUUUCAAGCGAGGGCGGUGUAGUUGGUGAUGUUGAUCUGGGUUUGGGAACUAGUGUUUUUUCUCAGGGUAUAGAAAAUGAUGAUUUUGAUGAGUCAAUUUUGGAACAGAUUGAUAUUCUUUGUGAGCAGAAAUCCGCGGAGAAAGCAGCUGGGCAGGGGUUAGAUAAUAGUUGCCAGGAGAAAGUUUCGAGUGAGAGCGGUGUAGUUGGUAAUGUUGAUCCAAGUUUGGGAACUAUUGUUGUUUCUGAGGUUAUAGGAAAUGGCGACAUGUUUAGUUCUGGAAUUGCUCUGGAUCAUAAAGAAGAACAUGUGGAUAGUGAUACUACUGGGAAAAGUUUACUGAGUGGAACCAUGCCCGAGGAAUAUUUGAAAUACUUGGAAUCCCUAAAUGAAAGGCAAAGAGAAGCAGCGUGCACUGAUGUUUCCACCCCUUUAAUGAUUGUAGCUGGUCCAGGAAGUGGAAAGACAUCAACAAUGGUUGGGCGAGUUUUGGUGCUGCUUAAUGAGGGCAUUAGUCCCUUAAACAUUCUUGCAAUGACAUUUACAUCAGCAGCAGCUACUGAAAUGAGAAAACGUAUUGGAGCCAUAACUGGGAAGGAAAUGGCCAAAGAACUUACAAUCAGCACUUUUCAUUCAUUUUGCUUGCAACUUUGUCGUUCACAUGCAGAAAAGUUAGGCCGUACAUCUGAAUUCUUAAUAUAUGGACAGUGGCAACAGCGAAAUGCAAUUAUUGAGGCCACCCGAUUAUUAGAAAAUGAAACAAAUAAACAUAAAAAUGGUGAAUUGUUGAUUGGAGAAGCGUCCGAUAGUCUAAGGACCCCUAAACAGUUCAAGGAUAAGGCAAAGAAAUGGCAAAAUUUUGUGACUCAGGCCAAAGCGUCAGGAAGAACUUCUGCAGAAUUUCGUGAAAUGGGCAAUGAAAUAGGAGCGGAAAUUCUUGACAAUUACAGUAACAUAUUAAAAUCUUGUAAUGCUCUGGAUUAUCAUGACUUGAUCAGCUGUUCUGUGAAGCUGCUCACUGAUUUUCCUGAAGUUUUCAGAGAAAGUCAGGAUUCAUGGAAAGCUGUUGUCAUAGAUGAGUUUCAAGAUACCAGUGCCAUGCAAUACAAGCUUCUAAGGAUUCUUGCAUCCCAUCAUAAAAUAACAAUUAUUGGUGAUGAUGACCAGUCCAUUUUCAGUUUCAAUGGAGCCGACAUUUCUGGAUUUAUUUCCUUUCGUAAAGAUUUUCCAAACUACAAAGAGGUCAGGCUUAACAAAAACUAUCGGUCCACACGUUACAUUGUCGAGGCUGCAUCUUCUCUUAUUCAAAAUAAUGCCAAGCGAUGUCAGUUGAAGAAUGUUCUUACUGAUAACUCUUCUGGGUCGAAGAUAGUUUUGAAGGAGUGUCACAAUGAGGAUGCACAAUGUUCAUUUAUUGUUGACAAAAUCUUAGAAAUUUCAUCUAAUCAUUCAGCAGAUAACUGUUCCUAUGGGAACAUUGCAAUUCUAUACCGUAGACGGGUAUCAGGGAAAGCCUUCCAAAUGGCUUUUCGGGAUAGGAAAAUACCUUUUAAUAUUCACGGUGUGGCAUUUUACAGAAAAAAGGUAGUCAAAAGUAUCAUCGCUAUGCUUCAAACAGCACUGCCUGGUUGUAACGAUGACUCAUAUAUUAGAGUCUUCAAGGCUUUACUUCCUUUCGAGAAGGAUAUGAAAAAAAGGGUAAUUGACCAUAUCAGCAAAAUUUCAACUACUAGAAAAUGCAGUUUCUUAUCAGCUGCCUGUGACAUCUUUACUGCAAAGAUUUCUGGUACUUUUAAAAGGAGCGACCUUACCCACGGAAGGAAGGUUUUAGCGACACUAGAUAUCAUAUCAAAACUUGUUCACAGGGAAAAGUCAAUUUCAGCUAUCAUAACUUCUGUGGCGAACAUGAUACCUGAGAAGUACCUUCUUGAGCAACGGGCAACUGUUGAUGUUGAUGGAGGGACAUUGUUGAAUGAAGACUAUGACAUCAGAUCUGUUCUUCAGUACCUGUUGGAUGAUGUCUCUGAGUUUCUCUCUACCAAAUCCAUUGAGGUAAGAGGGGAAAAGGAAAUGUUAGAAGAUAAAGGCUGCAUUUUUGCGCUAAAAGCAUUCAUUGAUUAUUUAUUUGAGCGUGAGAAAGAAAAUUUUCGUGCUCGGAGACAGGACAAUCAAAAUUCCGUGACAUUGACUACCAUUCAUCAGGCAAAAGGCUUAGAGUGGGACUUUGUCUUCAUAGUUAAGGCAAAUGACUCCGAGAUCCCUCUAUUACAUGAUUUCAAAGGUGUUGUGAAGGACACCGCACCCAUAGUUGAGGAGGAAAGACGUUUACUAUAUGUUGCAAUGACUCGUGCUCGGCAAAAGCUUUUUAUUCUCUAUGUCAUGAUGGACUCAAAUUGGCAGAUGCUUCAACCUUCCCGAUUUCUGAAAGAAAUCCCUCAUCAUCUUCUAGAGUUUCAGGGUGACAUAAAUAUGCAAGAGCUACAAAUAAAGCGAGAAGCUCAUCAAAAGGAAGCUACCGGUUGUACCACUGAUUUGUUGAUAAAAAAGCAACAAUCUGAGGCUGAUUUGGUCCCUGUGCCAAAUGAAUUGCUCAACAGUCAUUUUACCGAGGCUUCUGAUGAGCUUGCAGAAUUCGCAGAGGCAAACAAUGGCAAUGAUUUCAUAAGAAGAUUCAAUGUAGAAGACAGAUCUGUUGUUUCCCAUAUAUUCCAUAAAUGGGCAAAAAAGAAAGCAUUUCAAGAUCCAAAGAGGUUGCUAGAUAAGGUUGGUUUUGUAAUUGAUGAACGCCUUAGACAGAAGAAGAACAAACACAAGGAUUUAUUGAAUUCUUUAAAGUCCUGCUUAACCUGUGAUGAAGCAAUGCCGUAUGCUGAAUAUGUUUUGAGAUGGGAGCAAAUUCCUGCGGAUAAACGUGCUCAUCUUAUGAGGGAAAAACAGACAUCAACAAUGAUUUGCACAAACAUAUAUGCUAGAGGAAGUAAUAAAUCCCUGAAUUUCGGCAUAAAUCAAUUAGCCUUGGCUAUCUUGACAUUGGAGCAUGGACAAAUGCAGGAACACUUCAUGAAAUUAAAGAUUGAGAAUGCAAUGGGUUCGGCAACACCAACUGACAAGCAGAUCUCCUAUUUGAAGAAACUGGGGUGCACCAUGAUCCCUACAUCUCGACUCCAUGCAUCUCAUCUCAUUGAGCAAUACAAAGCAUUGUAAUAAAUUAUGAUCUUUGAUCAUCUAUUAAGGUUAAAUUUUGCCUACUUCUAUGUUAUGGAACAAUUAUUAUUAUUAUUAUUAUUAUUAUUAUUAUUAUUAUUAUUAUUAUUAUUAUUAUUAUUAUUAUUAUUA